AUGUAUUCAACAUUUUGGACUACAAUUAAGAAUUUAUGUCUUGAACUUCUUAGUCAAAGUUUAGAAGUUAAAUUUCUCCACUUGGAUUUUGAAAAAUCAGCUCAUAUAUCGGCCAAAAAUGUUUUCCCGAAUUGUCGAAUAAUUGGUUGCCGAUUUCACUUACACCAAAGUUGGUUUCGUAAAAUACAAAGUAGCAAAUUAUUGUUGAAAUAUUACACCGAGAAAACAGAGACAGGGGUUUGGCUUCAAUAUUUUUUUGGCUUGAGUUUUUUACUAUUUGAUGAGGUUGAAUGUGGUUUUGUUGAGCUUAUGUCUAUAGCGUCACCCGGUAUAACAGACUUUACUAAUUAUAUACUUGACAAUUAUAUAUCUGAAGAUUCACAAUUUCCACCUUUUCUUUGGGCUGAAGAGCCACAAACAUACCCAAGAACAACUAAUGGCCCGGAAUCUUUCCAUUCAAAUUAUAACCAACAAUUUUAUAAACAACAUCCAAAUCAUCAAAGUGUUAUAAACGUAUUGAUCGAAAUUCAAACCGAGACCAAUUUAAAAAUAAACAGCAUUGACAGAAAAAUUACUAAUAAAUUAAAAAAAUAA
This is a messenger RNA of Metopolophium dirhodum (rose-grain aphid), 594 nucleotides long. RefSeq lists its product as uncharacterized. The transcript has a single exon. The record is from RefSeq and is a predicted model, not a curated record. The coding region runs from base 1 to 594 and encodes 197 amino acids. NCBI's taxonomy places the organism in Eukaryota, Metazoa, Arthropoda, Insecta, Hemiptera, Aphididae.